Sciurus carolinensis (gray squirrel) is the source of this 1610-nucleotide messenger RNA. RefSeq names its product methylthioribose-1-phosphate isomerase 1 (gene Mri1). The record is from RefSeq and is a predicted model, not a curated record. NCBI's taxonomy places the organism in Eukaryota, Metazoa, Chordata, Mammalia, Rodentia, Sciuridae. Gene Ontology annotation, molecular function: S-methyl-5-thioribose-1-phosphate isomerase activity.
AGCUCCGGAGCCCCGCCCCGUCCCCGUGCGGCGGCCAGAGGCGGCGAGGGCGCGCGAACCAUGCAGCUGGAGGCCAUCCGCUACUCGCGGGGCUCGCUGCAGAUCCUCGACCAGCUGCUGCUACCCCAGCAGAGCCGCUACGAGGCGGUGGGCUCGGUCACGCAGGCCUGGGAGGCCAUCCGCGCCAUGAAGGUGCGGGGCGCGCCGGCCAUCGCCCUAGUGGGCUGCCUCAGCCUCGCCGUGGAGCUUCAGGCCGGCGCCGGGGGACCGGGUCUGGACCUUCUGGUGGCCUUCGUGCGCGACAGGCUGAACUUCCUGGUGACCGCCCGACCCACCGCUGUCAACAUGGCCCACGCCGCUCGUGACCUGGCGGACGUCGCAGCUCAGGAGGCGGAGCAAGAGGGCGCCACCGAGGAGGCGGUCCGGAAGAGAGUGAUCCGCUACGCUGAGGACAUGCUGGAGAAAGACCUCAGAGACAACAGGAGCAUCGGGGACCUGGGAGCCCGCCACAUCCUGGAGCGGGCAGCCCCCAGGGGUGGCAAGGUGACUGUGCUGACCCACUGUAACACUGGUGCACUGGCCACUGCUGGCUAUGGCACAGCCCUAGGCGUGAUUCGCUCGCUGCACAAGCUGGGCCGCCUGGAGCGCACCUUCUGCACAGAGACGCGGCCCUACAACCAGGGAGCCCGGCUGACCGCCUUUGAGCUGGUCUACGAGCAGAUCCCCGCCACCCUCAUCACCGACAGCAUGGCGGCCGCUGCCAUGGCCCAGAAGGGCGUGUCAGCCGUUGUGGUGGGAGCCGACCGCGUGACCGCCAGGGACACAGCCAACAAAGUGGGCACCUACCAGCUGGCCAUCGCCGCCCAGCACCACGGCAUCCCCUUCUACGUGGCGGCCCCCAGCUCCUCCUGCGACCUCCAUCUGGAGACGGGCCAGGAGAUCGUCAUUGAGGAGCGCCCGGCCCAGGAGCUGACCGAGGUUAACGGGGUCAGGAUCGCAGCACCCGGGAUCGAGGUUUGGAAUCCUUCCUUUGACAUCACCCCCCAUGACCUCAUCACCGGCGGCAUCAUCACGGAGCUGGGUGUCUUUGCCCCUGAGGAGCUCCGGACAGCCCUGAGCACUAAGGUCUUCUAGCAGGAGGGACCUAGGUGGACCCAGUUGUAACCAACUCAGCGCCGGCUACCUUGCCCAUAUCCCUCAGGUUUUAUAAUAAAUUUACCCAGUAGUCUCGGUAAAUAAAUUUACCCAAAAGUUGGCCUUCCUUCCCCCGCCCCCCACCACGCUUCUCUUGAGCAGGGAGAGAACAGGGCCUUGCAUAGCUCUUAAGAACCCAGCAGCUGCAACUAAGCUGCCCAGUUUCAAAUCCCACCGCUACCUCUUUCCCCGCUGUGUAACCUUGGGCAGGUCACUUCACCUCUCUGUGUCUUCCUCAGUUAUGAAAUGGGGAUGACUCCAGUACCUCCUGUUAAGGUUGCUGGUGGUCUAGAAGUAGGGUGACACCCAAAAAAAAAACUCAGUAACAAGUAGUAUUUUGAUGCAAUACUUUUUAAAAGAAAUAAUGCAAAAAUAAUACCAUGGGUCCAAGGUUUUAAAUAAAGGAUCAAACCUUA